Messenger RNA from Dreissena polymorpha, 2815 nucleotides. Its product is annotated as ER lumen protein-retaining receptor 2. Bases 80 to 718 code for a protein of 212 amino acids. The record is from RefSeq and is a predicted model, not a curated record. The transcript is spliced from 5 exons. Gene Ontology annotation, cellular component: membrane; cis-Golgi network; endoplasmic reticulum. NCBI's taxonomy places the organism in Eukaryota, Metazoa, Mollusca, Bivalvia, Myida, Dreissenidae. Gene Ontology annotation, molecular function: ER lumen protein retrieval receptor activity. Gene Ontology annotation, biological process: protein retention in ER lumen; endoplasmic reticulum to Golgi vesicle-mediated transport.
UUUCCUAUUACCCAUAAUACAUGAGGCCACGUCUGCAGUAGUUCCGACUGAACGUGGAAAGGUGUCAUAGCCUGCAAAAAUGAACAUUUUCAGACUUGUUGGAGAUAUGAGCCAUUUAUUGGCCAUUAUCAUCCUUCUUAUGAAAAUGUGGAAAUCAAGAUCAGUUGCAGGUAUUUCUGGCAAAAGUCAAAUACUUUUUGCCAUUGUUUUUACAACAAGAUACCUGGACUUAUUCACAUCAUUUGUUUCCAUCUACAACACGUCAAUGAAGGUCUUUUUCAUUGGAACAUCGUACGUGACUGUGUACUUUAUUUACCAACAUUUCAAGCCAACCUACGACUCCAACCAUGACACAUUUAGAGUGGAGUUCCUGAUUGUGCCUGUUGGGGGCCUUGCUUUCCUGGUCAACCACGAGUUUUCACUGCUUGAGAUUCUGUGGACUUUCUCCAUUUACCUGGAGUCGGUUGCCAUCCUUCCCCAACUGUUCAUGGUGAGCAAGACUGGAGAGGCAGAAAGCAUCACCAGCCAUUACCUGUUUGCCCUGGGCUCCUACCGAGCACUCUAUCUCCUAAACUGGAUUUACAGAUACUACUUUGAGGGAUUUUUCGACCUGAUCGCUGUUGUUGCCGGAUGUGUCCAGACAAUACUCUAUUGCGAUUUCUUCUACCUCUACAUUACUAAAGUUCUUAGAGGCAGAUCAAUAAGACUACCCCCAUAAUUAUAUUUCUGAAGGGUAAGAAGAUCAGUUUGCCAGCCUAGAAAGAAUACAAGUCCAAUAUCAACUAUCUUCAUCUUAAAAUGGGAUUAAGAGGCCAAAGGCUGGUGUACAUAAAAAUUAACAGCUACCGGCAGAUUGAAACAUUGGAACUGAAGCGUUUGUGCUUUAUAUAAAUCUUUUGCAGUCUUUGUUUUAGAGAAAAAGUUAUUAAAUUCUAUCUUGUUUUAUUGUAGUGUUUUUGUGCAUGUAAGUUAUUUGAAUAGUAAAUGUAUUAAAUGUGUGAAUGAGCUAUUAUCGAAUUUUGGUCUUGAUAGAAUGUAUCGUAUCUGAUACAAAUGAGAAGUAUUUAUAUGUUUUAGAUAAAUGUUUUAUGUUGUUCAUAGUAAAAGAGGAAAGUGUGUAUCAUAGACUGUUACCAGUUCUUGUCAUAAAUAAAUUGUUGCAUACAAUUACAAUGAACUAAAAAAAUUCAUUUGGCUUUACUUUGUUUUGUUCUUAAAUAUGUUUACUGUCGGUUGAUGAUGCUGUAAACAUAUUAAAACCAGCGAUGGGAAAAAACUAUCAGGAAUUUAUGAUCAUUAGCUAAUUAAGUGUAUUACUGGUAGGCAUUAAGAAAUUAUCUACCGGUAUCUCAUUAAUGGUUCACAUUUUAACCAAAUUAAGUAACUAAAUAAUUCAUCGUAUUUGAAGAUUUUUUAAAAUAAAUUAUAAGUAAAAUUUUAAGAUUUAAGGAUGUAAUAUUAAUUACUGGUAGAAUCAAAAUUUAGAAUGUGUAUGUAAAUACACAUUUUUUAUUAAUACCAAAAGUCUAGUCUCUGUAUUGGACAGAGAAGAUGGUGAUUGUAUAAUAAAGAGUUUCAUGGUAAAUGGACCAGAUAGGAAAAAUAGGAAGUCAGCACUUAUUGUUAAACAAAUUAAAACAGUUGUUAACAAUUAUUGUUGUCAAGAUAAAACAAUAUUUUCAGAUGCAUUUCAAAGAACUAUAAAAUAUAGGAAAGCAACUUAAAGCCACACACCUUGAAAUAAAAUGCAAAGCAUAGUAAAUUUAAGUAUAAAUAAGAAACAUAUUUUAUCUAUGCCAAUUAGACUGAAUAUAUCUGGUGGUUGCAAGUUAGGAAUACGUAUUUUUGCGCUUUAACACUUAAAAAUAAUCGCCUUUGUUGAAAUGGAUGUUUACGUCUAGAAAUCCUACUUUCGGUUUUAAAAGCGGUACCGUUUGAAAAACAAUAUAUAACUUGCAAACUAGGCUGUAGAUUUAAUUUUAUCUAUGCCAAUUAGAAUAUAUCUGGUGGUUUAAAGGUAGAAAUCCAUCUUUUUUGCACUUUAAAACUUAAAAAUAAUAGCGUUUGUCGAAAUGGACGUAUACGUAUAGAAAUUCUACUUUCUGUUUAAAAAUAAAAAAAAACUUGCUAACUAGGCUAUAGAUUUAAUGACAAUUUUGCACACUUUCAAAUCGCAUCUAUAUGUAUGGAUUAACAUGUAUUUCAUUUCAAGGUGCAUGGCUUUAAGUGGCUUCUUAUUGUUAAUAAAAUGACACAACAUGAAUUCCCUAUACAGAAAUCAACAUUAGGAACUCCUGUACUGAAGUCCCAUUUUUGCUUUCAAUUGAUGGGCUGCAUCUGUUCGACAAUAUUGCUUUUGUUUAGACUCCUUUACAACAGUCGAAACUUGUUAGAUCUGUUAUAAAUCAAAGAAUCUUUUAUGUAGUAAAAAUUCAGUGUGACAUAAAAGCAUGUACAUUUAAAAACAAUAUGUUAUUGUUUUCAAGAAAAGCAGCCAUUUUUUUAUUACGAUAUUGCGAUACAUUUAACGCAGCAAUCGAAACAUGUAUGUAAACUUUAACAUUCACUUUUAUUCAACCAAUCCUCUUGCUAAUAAAUGUUAAAAUUUCACUCAUAUGUAACAACUGGUGGUGUUUUUUGUACUUUUGUCAAUUGCUUUCCUAUAUAAAAUGCGUUUUUUCUUUUGCUAGUUUGCAGUUAAAAUGUUAAUGUACAUAGAUGUAAUAAUGAUGGUGUCUGUGAAGAAAUGCAUGCAUCAACGUGUUCUCAGCCAUACCUGUAACUGAUUUUUUCUGCCAUUAAAAUUAAUCAAUAA